Molecule: messenger RNA, 1035 nt
Organism: Somion occarium
Lineage: Eukaryota; Fungi; Basidiomycota; Agaricomycetes; Polyporales; Cerrenaceae
Source: the annotation of a GenBank genome assembly
GAGCCAACAGCAACGGCGAUGGCGAAGGGCGCAGUGUCAAUGGUAGUUAUGGGCUCAAUUCCACUUGACAAGAUGGACCUGCAGUACAUUUCUCGCAGAACCGUUUAUCCAAUGGUUGCGCCACAACUCCCCGGGUCGCCUUGGUCUCGUGUGAUGUAAACGCAACGCAAGAGGUGCUUCUCAGCAGGUCAACAUAUUCACAGAUACCCGAGACAGAGGCGCAAUCGUUACUCUCCUGUAUUUGCUAUGCAGUAAACGAUGUCAGAUUGCUCCCGGAUAUGUAGACUCUGAAGACUUCGAGGAGCUCAGGGACAUUUUGUUGAUGCCGCCUUCUUGUCUUCCCACUCCGUCCCUUCCACCCUCACAGGUUGUUAUGACAUAUCUUUUAGAUUCAUCCCUCACCCGACUUUUGCGUACAUGUUGAUCGAACACCAGUGCGGAGCAAUUGACGCGGCCAUACUCGGUCACUACAGCAAACUCUUGAAUGAGUCCACCUUACAGAACAAUAAUGUUACCGCCAACGAAGCAAUUCACUCUAACGACAUGGUGUCCGCUACGCUCCUCGCUUCAAAUGUCACAGAUCCUGGCGCGAAUGCUACUCAAUCAUCCAACGUUCGAGAAGCAUCACGACCCGCCUCGGUGGACUUCCUGCUCUUGAAGCCGAACUUUUCAGUUCGAGUCACUUUUGUCUUGCCUCAAUGUCUGGUUGGCUCGGAGGCCGAGAAACGAAACCUGGAACGAUGGUGUUGGCGAUGCUUCCAUCCGCAUGGGGUCCAAAUAACGGCAUGAGACACAUCCUCCGAGCCUGGCGUGGGCGGACUUCAGGCGCUAAUGACUGUUUGGACCCUUCGCUUCUUUUUGUGUAACCUUCCGGAGAUAAGUGCUGACUUCUACGUACAUGGCGAUGCAAUUUGGUACGUAUGAUUGUAUGGCAUGGUUUGCAGCGCGUGGUGUUGUGCAAAGCAGCCUUGCUAUAUCAUCGAUGUACACAGCGAGAACUCUUUACCAUGAAACGAAGAAACUCAGACAGAUCCG